AUGACGACACCCGCGCCGCCCGAGGACCAGGCCCGCCUCCUGGAGGACGCCCUGGUCGCCGUUCGACAGCAGACGUCGCUCAUGCGGAAAUGUCUCGACACGCCUGGCAAGCUGAUGGAUGCGCUGAAGUGCUGCUCGACUCUCGUAUCGGAAUUGCGAACCAGCAGCCUCGGCCCUAAGCAGUACUACGAGCUCUACAUGGCCGUCUUUGACGCCUUGCGCUACCUGUCCGUCCACCUCCGCGAAAACCACCCCGUCAACCACCUCGCCGAUCUCUACGAGCUCGUCCAGUACGCUGGAAACAUAAUCCCCCGCCUCUACCUCAUGGUCACCGUCGGCACUGCCUACAUGGGUAUCGCGGAUGCGCCGGUCAAGGAGCUCAUGAAGGACAUGAUGGACAUGAGCCGCGGCGUCCAGCACCCCAUCCGCGGCCUCUUCCUUCGUUACUAUCUGUCAGGGCAGGCUAGGGACUACCUUCCCACCACCGAUAGCGAUGGCCCAGAAGGCAACCUCGGCGACUCUAUAAACUUUAUCCUCACCAACUUUGUCGAGAUGAACAAGCUUUGGGUCCGUCUGCAGCAUCAGGGACAUUCGAGAGAAAGGGACCAGCGCAUUCGCGAGCGAAAAGAGCUGCAGCUUCUCGUGGGCAGCAACAUUGUGCGCCUGAGUCAACUGGUAGAUCUCGAGGCCUACAAGUCUACCAUUCUCGGGCCGCUCCUGGAGCAGGUUGUUCAAUGUCGUGAUGUGCUGGCGCAGGAAUACCUCUUGGAGGUCAUCACCCAAGUGUUUCCCGACGAAUACCACCUGCACACGCUCGACAAGUUUCUCGGUGCCGUCUCGCGCCUAAACCCACAUGUCAAUGUCAAGUCGAUUGUCAUUGGCCUCAUGGACCGGCUGUCCGAGUUUGCCGAGCGCGAGACCUCGGCCGAAAAGUCGCCGGAGCAGGAAGGCCGCGAGACUGAGGCUCUCGCCAAGCUGCUGGAGAAAGCCAAGCUCAAGGACGCCACGGACACCACGGCCACCACGGACACCAAGGACACCGAGGACACCGGCGAGGCGGAAGAUGGCGAGACUGAAGGCGAAAGCGAGGAACCAGAGGACAAAGAUGCAAACGGCGCAACCGACUCCGACGCGCCCAAGUCCGACGCGGCCGAAGCAACCACCACCGAGACGGAAACGAAGGUCGGCGAUGGCAACGUACAGCUCUACGAGGUAUUCUUCUCCCAAGUCAAGAACCUAGUCGAGGCGCAACACCUGCCCAUCCAAGAUACCAUUGCCCUGCUUGUUUCGCUGCAAAACCUGGCACUCAACAACUAUCCCGAUCGCCUCGACUUUGUCGACCAGAUUCUCGCCUACGCCGCCACCAAGACCAAGGAAAAUAUGAACAAUGCCGACCUCCACUCCACACCUGCGCAGCAAAGCCUGUUGGCCCUCUUGCAGGCGCCGUUGGACCGCUACGUCUCGAUAUUCACUGCCCUGUCGCUGCCCACAUACGUUCCCCUGUUCCAGGCCCAAUCCUACCCUACUCGCCGGGCCGUCGCCGGAAACAUUAUUCGCUCCCUCCUCAAGACUCAGACCAAGGUUGUCAAGGCGGAACAGCUGGAAAAUGUCUUGGAAAUCAUGUCGGUCCUCAUCAAGGAAGGGAACCAAGCUGCGCAAGGCUACUCUGCCACUCAGCGCCGCCCCGUGGAGACUGACGAGACGAUGCAGGAGCAGGGCUGGUUGGCGAGAAUGAUUCACCUGCUGCAGGCCGAAGAUAACGAUACACAAUUCAAGCUACUCCAGAUGACGAGAAAAGCCUUGGCCGAUGGCGGUGACCGCAUUCGCACAACGACACCGCCGCUCAUCACUGCCAGCCUGCGACUCACGCGCAAGCUAAAGGCAAGGGAGGGUCUGGAUGACAACUGGGAGACGCAAAGCAACGCUCUGUUCAAAUUCAUGCAUUCUGCACUCAGCACUCUGUACACACGGGUCAAUGGAUCUGGGGCAUCCGAGAUGGCGCUGCGGCUAUUUUGCGCUGCGGGCCAGGCGGCCGACAUGACGGGCUUUGAGGAGGCUGCGUAUGAAUUUUUUGCGCAGGCGUUUACAGUGUACGAGGAAGCUGUGUCCGACUCUAAGGCGCAGUUCCAGGCUGUGUGCGUUAUUGCGUCGUCGCUACACCAGACGCGCAACUUUGGCAAGGAGAACUACGACACCCUCAUUACCAAGUGUGCCCAGCACGGAAGCAAGCUGCUGCGCAAGCCGGACCAAUGCCGGGCCGUGUAUCUGGCCAGCCACUUGUGGUGGGCCAAUGUCAUUCCCGGCAACAGAGAAACGGAAGAUUCUGAUCUUUACCGGGACGGCAAGCGAGUACUCGAGUGCCUGCAGCGGGCUCUCCGCGUGGCAGACUCGUGCAUGGAAACGGCGACGUCGAUUGAGCUGUUUGUCGAGAUUCUGGACCGCUACGUCUACUACUUUGACCAGCAAAACGAGUCGGUCACGACGAAAUAUCUCAACGGACUUAUUGAGCUCAUCCACUCAAAUCUGGCCGGAAACCAGCAAGAGUCUGCGUCCAUUGAGACGAGUAAAAAGCAUUUCCACCAGACGCUGGAGAAUAUCCGAAGCAGGCAAUACGAGGGAGUGGUGUUGUAUCCGAGUUAG
Molecule: messenger RNA, 2640 nt
Organism: Akanthomyces muscarius
Lineage: Eukaryota; Fungi; Ascomycota; Sordariomycetes; Hypocreales; Cordycipitaceae
Exons: 4
Coding region: 1-2640 (879 amino acids)
Biological process (GO): intracellular protein transport; retrograde transport, endosome to Golgi
Cellular component (GO): retromer complex; late endosome; retromer, cargo-selective complex
Source: RefSeq, a predicted model, not a curated record